AUGGCACCAGAUGGACUUUCCAAACUACUCAGACAAAAGGAAUAUCUGGUGUUAGAUAUUCCUCCUGAGGACUUCCAAAGAUAUGUGGAGUAUAUGGGAGUUAGAGCGUCUGUGCCGACAGCCAUUGAAUCAGGAAAAUAUUUGCUGACUACUCAUAGAUACACCUACCGCCCUUCGCUUGGGAAGUUAACACUAAAAAUGUGUACUCCUAUGCAUGCCGCUGUUGCAUAUUGGGCAGGAGAAUUGAUCGCAGAGGGGGUAGAGCAACAAGCUUUCGACCGCGGGGGUCUCAGACCGAUUUCUGAGGAGAUGAGCCUAUUUGUAGGUAAAUAUCGAGACGUGUAAGAUGAACUCUGGCUUGUUGAGGUGCUCAGAAGAUGUAGCUCAUAUACCCUUCUAGGAUUAAAGCACCUGACAUCGCAAUAACACCCACGGGGCGCUUCCGGCCAACAAUUAUCUUUGAGUUCGGCUAUGCGGAACCCUAUGACCACCUGAAAGCCGACAUGAAGCUCCUAUUAGAGGGUACCAAAGGUGCAAUUAGUAAAGUAAUACUAAUCAAGCUCGAUCCCCUAAAGGUUGGCGAGACCAAAAUUAAGAAAGGUUUUGUGGAAGUGUGGCAUUUUGAUGAUGGGAAAGUGAAGCAAAAAGGUCGGAGAGAGGUAACUUGAUGAGAAAUGCAGACUAGAGGUUCAAGCUCUGAUUGCUAAUAAUUGAGAUGUAGAAGCUAUUUCCUCCUCCUCCGAAAAGCCAAGCGAAACAGAUGCUACAGUUCAGCAUGGGUGAUAUUCUUCGUAGCAAGUUUGGUGCCCUCGCGAACGAGGGGUGGGGAAAAAGCGACACCCUUAACCUCCGCUUUGACAUCCUGAGGGAGGCUAUCACGGAAGCAACUGUGCGUCACCUUAUCAACAAAGGUGUGUUACCGGAGCCGCCAGAUGAUGAUGAAACUAGAGAUGAGGAUGGAGAUGAGGAUGGGGGUGGGGGUGAAUAUGAGGGCGGGGAUGGAUGUGGGGACUGGCACGAGGGCGAGGGUGUGGGCGAAGAUGAAGAUGAAGAUCAAGACGAAUGUGAAGAUCCAGACGAGGGUGAAGGCGAGGAUGAAGGUGAGGAUGAAGGCGAAGAAGGUGAAGAUGGAGAUGAAGAUGAAGAUGAAGAUGAAGAUGAAGCUGGAGAUGGAGAUGGAGAUGGAGAUGGAGAUGGAGAUGGAGAUGGAGAUGGAGAUGGAGAUGGAGAUGAAUAUGGAGAUGGAGAUGAAGGCGAAUGUGAAGAUCAAGACGAGGGUGAAGGCGAGGAUGAAGGUGAGGAUGAAGGCGAGGAUGAAGGCGAGGAUGAAGGUGAGGAUGAAGGCGAGGAUGAAGGUGAGGAUGAAGGCGAGGAUGAAGGCGAGGACGAAGGCGAGGAUGAAGGCGAGGAUGAAGGCGAGGAUGAAGGCGAGGAUGAAGGCGAGGAUGAAGGCGAGGGCGAAGACGAGGGUGAGGACGAGGGCGAAGACGAGGGUGAGGACGAGGGUGAAUACGAGGGUGAAUACGAGGGUGAAUACGAGGAUGAAGACGAAGGCUAA
Tuber aestivum (summer truffle) is the source of this 1558-nucleotide messenger RNA. The record is from the annotation of a GenBank genome assembly. Lineage: Eukaryota; Fungi; Ascomycota; Pezizomycetes; Pezizales; Tuberaceae.